AUUUGAUUGAGGCCGCUAGCUAGAGAUACAGGAUCGUAGAACGAACAGGAACGUUGGACAGCUGGUUUUAUCGGGUAGCAAGCCAACGUUUUCGGCUGGUGAAAAGGAAUGCGGCGGGCGGCAGCGUUACGAAGUGCCGUAUCAGUAUGAGUCGCAAAGUCGUACGCCGCAUUCUUCUCCACGCUCCCAUCCUCGGAUUGAUGGCCGUAAUCUGCCGUACAUUCACGCUCCAGCCUGUGCAUUACCAUUGCGAGAAGCGGGGCUCGGUUUUUGCCCAUACAGCCCAACCAAACUCUUCCUUUCUUGCAACGACAGCACAAAAUGGAUUCGCUCGGAGCGACACCGUCGUCCACGUUGGGAACUUGGACUGGACUACAUCCAUCGAGCAAGUGGAAGCUAUACUAGCCAGCGUUGUUGCCGCUGCGAUUCCACACACGGACGCGGUACCAAGGAUUACCGUCAAGGCGCUUCCACCCGUGGACCAACGAAAGCUUCGCGACCGCAAUAAGCAGCACGGUGGAAGUGCGACGAUUGCCUUCGACUCGUCCGUCGAGGCCAGCGCUGCGAUACUGGCCCUUCAGAAACAUUCCGAAUCGGCGUCACAGCCUUUCAAACUGAACUGGGCUUCCAUGCGCAGUUUACAACCCAAACCUUCCGGUCCCCCAUCUCCUCCCGUCCUGACUCCCCGAGACAUCGAACGCCGUAGACAAAGAGCCGAAAGUUACGCUCGGCGGCGACAGCGUGUAGCGCAGAGGACGGACGAGUUAUUGGAAUCUAUUAUGCAAGCGGAACGGCCAAUCGGAUGCGUACUGAGAGCAUCCGAUGCGGUACCUGUCUUGGAUGCACCAACGCUGGAUUGGGACGCGUUUCCAGUUAUGCUGGAUCCGGUACGGGGUGGUGGACUGGUACCGGGAACGGAACGAGGAAAGAGAAAAAGGGCAGCCGUGGAAGCGUUUUGGUACGUUCUGGAGAAAGCGCUCUUAUUAGAGCCGGCUGCGAAAGCGACAACAAUCGUAGCGGACCUUGGUUGCGGCGCGGGAAAUUUAGCCUUGCCUUUGGCUUGGUUACUACAGCAGAAGGAAGGCGAUGCGAAACAACAAGUAUUGGGAGUGGAUAUCAACCGUAAUUCUCUGGUACGAUUAACGAAACGAGGCCAUUCUGCCGAAUUACAAAUUCAAACAAUGUAUGCAGAUCUGACCGAUUUCCUGAUUGACCCAAACACUGGACACUCCGCCAAGUCUUUGAAAGACGUGUGUUCCAUCGUCGUCUCACUUCACGCCUGCGGAGUUGCCUCGGAUCUGGCUAUGGUUGCUGCAGUCUCCAGCCGGUUGCCAUUUGCGAUUUCGCCCUGUUGCAUCGGGAAAGUAAAAAAGGCUUGGCUGCCCAGCGAAAUGCCCAAAGUCAUAGAGCAGCACAAACAAGGAACGGCCUGUAUUUCUUAUCCCCGAUCUCGUUGGCUACAAAAAAACGUUCGAGACGAUGAUGACUACGAAUUGCUAGCGGCUGCAGCCGACUAUGGAGUCUUAUACGAUGCCCAGCUUGUGGAUCGUUUUGAAUCAGAGCGGAGGCAGCGUUGUCGACUGGCUAAGCGAGUGGUUGAAAUCGAUAGAUUAGAGUGGGCCCGAGAAGAAGGGUACGAAGUUCGGCUCAUGGAACUGCCAAGGAUCGGUUCCCUCUAUCCAAAGAGGGAACUCCUUCUCGGUGCGGUUGCUGGAAGUGAGAUAGCCCAGAACAUCUGUCGCUUGGAUAAGGAAAGGAAAGUGAUGGAGUGA
Molecule: messenger RNA, 1772 nt
Organism: Phaeodactylum tricornutum CCAP 1055/1
Lineage: Eukaryota; Bacillariophyta; Bacillariophyceae; Surirellales; Neidiaceae
Exons: 1
Coding region: 147-1772 (541 amino acids)
Molecular function (GO): nucleic acid binding
Source: RefSeq, a predicted model, not a curated record